AUGAUCCACGAGCCGUACCUGGCCAGAUCCAAGUCACCGCUCGAGCGUCUACCAACAGAAAUAAUACAAGAGAUUUUUCUACGCUGUCUAGAGGUGAAUCUGCCCAGAGCCUCUCUCCAUGUUGCCAGGAGUCUCUCCGACCCCGUUAUCUAUUCAUGGCUUAUUCGACUUGCAUUCAGCGUUGCAAAGGCCGACCCAGAGAGCGAUGAGGAGGACCGAGAACCUUUUAUUACUCGGCAUUUCUUGCCCCCGCACGCGAUUGUCGGCUAUGUCAAACCUCCUGAAAUGGUGGCACUCCGAACACAGAUUCUUGGUUGCCGGUGGUGCACAUUGCCUGUGAUUCGAAGUUGUCAAGUUAAGUUUCUAAGCCACGUAUCCCGCCAUAUACGUCAAGAGAUCCAAAUUUCCCCAGAUGAUGGUCAUCUGUUCACUUCGUCGACUGUUAAGGGAGCUUUUGAAAACCUGAACCCCUAUCGCAGGACCGUCGAUGGAAAAUGUGAAACCGCCGAUUUGACCCUACGGGCCAACAAGCUAUUCAAGCCUUUUACCUCCGGCUCCGACUUCACAAUUGGAAUAUGGUUCAAUCUAGGCAUUGUCGCCAUCGAUACAGCGCAGGAUGUUGAGUUCCUAGGGAAUAAGUACUUUGAGCUUCCUUAUUGCCGCGAGACCGUGCUACCUCGCAAGUUGCUUGGUCCGCCGUGGACCGAGGACAAGUUCGAAUUCCUUGAACUGCUUUCAACGAAGGCGAUCUGUGAUAAAGAUAAAGAGUAUUAUCGUGCAACGAGAACCAUUCAGCGGGUCAUUCGUGACCGUGACUUCCCCACCUUCUUACGGUUGCUGAGCUUUUACAUCCUAAUCGAGGGGAAUAAAAGUCCGGUCCCAUUUCCAACUCGGAAUUCUGUGUUCAAGACCGCAUUGAGGUUUGCGGAGGCCUAUGAUGAUCCUUUCGUACGCGUUCUGGUCGAGGAUCGGUGGGAUCAUAUUGAUCCCGAAGAUUUCCGUCUUAAGGAGCAGCUGCUCUGCGCAGUGAGCGCCGACUAUCCCCCUUUUUGA
Molecule: messenger RNA, 1053 nt
Organism: Aspergillus calidoustus
Lineage: Eukaryota; Fungi; Ascomycota; Eurotiomycetes; Eurotiales; Aspergillaceae
Source: the annotation of a GenBank genome assembly